CGACCCAGAGAUCUCGGAGUGCCAUGCCAUUUACUAUCGCCCCGGAUACCCAGAUCUAAACCUCCCGCAGUGCCGCACCCUGGCUGCACAUCACACACCCAUCCACCCUCUGUUCCACCCUGACUAUAUCAUCAAAUACCUUCCUUCUCCUCCUCAGCCCCUCCCAGACAUCAUCAAGCCUCCCGUGUGUGCUUCUUCUUCUGCCCGCAACAGGACAAUACACCACAGUCCCUCCUGCCCAUCAACCUGCCCACGCUGCCUGUCAGCAACUCUCCUGCCAGCUCGGUAUUUUCGUCCACAUCGAUAUUCACAUCUUCGUAUUCGUCCCCACGCCUUCUCACACCCAAACCUGCCGCCCUCCCACUCCUGUGCGGUCUGCCUGACCCUCACACUGCCCCCUUCGCGGACAGACACGAUCGAGUCGACACGACAUACGGCACUGAACAUACUGUCUUGCCAGCCAGCGGCCGGCCCGAGCAGCUGAGACUGUUUCUUGCAACCCGCGGCAAAGGUUCCUGCUCCAUCAAAGCAGGAUCCAGCCUCUCAGUAGCAAUGGCACCAUACCAACCACACCCUGCCUCCCACAGCUGGGACCAGCGCUGGCCUCAACACCAGGCUGGCUCAGACUACGUGAUGAUGAACGACAUGGUGGGCUACGACACGAGGUCACUCCCGUCCUCGGCACCUCUCCAGCGGCCCAUCAUGGCUCCGCAGUACGUCAUGGGAAACUCGUACGGAGACAGCCCAGUGACACCAAUGUCGGCUUCAAACUAUCCAGGCCACUCCCAGUUCGGAGACUACAGCUCCUACAGCCAGCCUUCGCCUUCAUUGACCUCUCCUUUCCAGCAGCAACCCGACCGAUUCGCGCACCGACCCAUGGCACCGCCAACACCACCGCUUGACUCGGAUAGCCAUUCCAUCUACUCAAGGGACGGCCAGACAGCAUACAGCUCUAGAGACACAAGCCGGAGGUCUUCUACAAAGCCGGUGAUCGUGGUCAAGCCGGAGGAUGCCAAUGCCUCGAGGACGCCAAAGACCAUCGAGCCCUUCAAAAAGGAGGAUGGCUCACUUCAAUGGGAAUCCAAGGAGAAGUUCGAUUGCCUCCUGCGAAUGAUCCCCAAGGCUCUGAAAUUGGAAGAUCCCAAGGAUCAGCAGCAGGUCCCAGAGCUCAGCAACGUCAACAACCCCACGAGCCUGCCAAUGAAACAGGACCCCGGGGCCAAAGCGCCAGUGAAGAAGUACAAGUGCGAUUUCUCAGGCUGCAAUCGGAGCUUCGCUCAGAAGGCUCCUUGGAAAACACACAUGGACACCCACAGGGGAGUCAAGUCACACCAAUGUGACGUAUGUGGUAUUUGGGUUUCCCAGGCAGGGAACCUCCAGACGCACAAGCGCUGCCACACGGACGAGAAGCCUUUUGCAUGCGGAGUAUGCGGGAAAUUGUUCAAGCAAAGAGGGAAUGUCAAGCCUCAUAUCGAGAAUGUCCACGACAAGAAGAACAAAUCAGUCUGCAACUUCCCUCGCUGCGGCAAGCACUUCACGACUAUUGGGAACUUGAAGAAUCACAUUGGCAAGGUUCACAAAGCAGUCCUCGAAGAAUUGGUCUACAAAAUUGAACGCAACGAAGAGCUUGAAGACAGCUGGAAAAAGCUUUUUCAGGAAUACUGCGUGAUAUUCAAGAACAGCAACAAGGGCAUCAAGGGCCGAGGCCACAGUAAUGCAAAGACACUGAAGCAGGAACAGAUAUCGGUCAGGUCCAGGAUCAAUCCGAGACGAGAGGCGACUCAGCAGAUGACGCCCGUGAGCCCUGAGCCAAUUCAUGUUGGCGAUGUGGCUCACAGCAGGUCGCAAUAUUACGACCAUCAUCAGCCAGCUCAACAACCGUUUCAUGGCCUCCCAUUGCCCGCACAACAACAGGCCCAGCCGCAGUUCCAUGGUCUGCCGCUUCCUGCUCAGCAGCAGCAGCAGCAGCAACAGCAGCAGCAACACUACCCGACUCCUCAGUACACACCCAUGUCGACGCACCAGACGCAGAGCCCACCCUACCAUACCCUACCUCAGCCUAUGGGGAACAACAUGGGAUGGCCCACACAAUAUCAAUAGACGUACAAGCCACCAGCCACAACGAGCUGGAACAAACAGACAUCGCAUUUCACCGGGCGUUCCUGAGUGGGCAAAGAACAGAUACAUGGACACGACGGUUUACACGGAUUUACGGACAUGAAUGAAGAAAGGGUGCAAUGUGCACCCGGAUGAUUUGACAUCAACAACACAACAACAACAACAACGGCGUCGGGGAACGGGGUGGUGUAGAUAAAAACCAAAACGGCACAAAUCGGACAAAAGGGAACGGACCGGAACGCACACGUGCGAACCAAGGCAUUACAUACACUUCGGUGCUGGGCGUUUUACAACACGACUUAUCAGAGUUAUACCAGGAACGAGGGAAGAUCCAAAAGUGAGUUGGGCAAAGGAAAACCAUCAGGAACGGCAUUUCACGCACAAGCCCCGGCUACUAGGCCUGGCCGGCGUAACAAAGUGGGGUCAUCUUUUCCUUGUGCUCUGGAGCGGCUGCUUAACCAUGAUCUAUCUCUCUACGCAACUUCUGUUUCUAUUCUGCAUCUUUCUUUUCUGCUAUUCUUCCAACACAUCCAAACAGCAUGUACAACAGUGCUCAGCCCUCACACUGGAGGGGGAGCCUGCAUUCAAACCAUCAUGUAUACACCCUAGCAAGGCAUUGUAGCCUCUUCUCAGUCACCUCACUUGGUCUGUCUCUUUUCUGUUUCUACUUUAUUCUUUUGAUCUGGGUUUCACAUGUCUGUUUUUCCAUAUUCUUCUAACGACCUCUGGCGACUCGAUACCAACAUCAUUAUGACAUGAUUGCCAUCUAUAUACAGCACAUACAUGUGGAAAGGGAGCGAGCGGGGUUUACACAAAAAUCCGGAGUGGGAAAGGGGAAGGAAGGGGAGGCGUUAACCAAAGGAUAUUGCGCCGGUGCGUUCCCUUGGAUGGAUGUUGGCGGGGACGGAAACCCCGAGAGACACGCAUCGUUGCGCGUCCCAGCUACUCUGUGGCAAUGAGUAUAGCGGGAAGCCGCGUUGUCAAUACUGUGUAAUGUAUCAUGUCAUCAGAAUUGACGAAGGGACCUCGAGUCCCAGACUAUUGAGUCAAA
Diaporthe batatas is the source of this 3169-nucleotide messenger RNA. RefSeq lists its product as uncharacterized. The transcript has 5 exons. Gene Ontology annotation, biological process: regulation of transcription by RNA polymerase II. Gene Ontology annotation, molecular function: RNA polymerase II cis-regulatory region sequence-specific DNA binding; DNA-binding transcription factor activity, RNA polymerase II-specific. NCBI's taxonomy places the organism in Eukaryota, Fungi, Ascomycota, Sordariomycetes, Diaporthales, Diaporthaceae. Bases 553 to 2100 code for a protein of 515 amino acids. Gene Ontology annotation, cellular component: nucleus. The record is from RefSeq and is a predicted model, not a curated record.